This is a messenger RNA of Sorex araneus (European shrew), 7299 nucleotides long. It is a transcript of the gene ZNF532, whose product is annotated as zinc finger protein 532. Bases 1005 to 5144 code for a protein of 1379 amino acids. The transcript is spliced from 10 exons. The record is from RefSeq and is a predicted model, not a curated record. NCBI's taxonomy places the organism in Eukaryota, Metazoa, Chordata, Mammalia, Eulipotyphla, Soricidae.
CUGCUGGGCUCUGGGGUGCUGCUAGGGUGAGCCUCUCUCCCAGCCUGGGCCGGGGCGUGUGUGUGUAUGUGUGUGUGGGGUGCGCGCGUGUGCGUGUGUGGCAGUGAGUGGGGUGGCAGGGGGGUGGGGGCCAUCAUGACCUUCCCCUCUGCACCGAGGCCUGAAAGGGAAAGGGCCCCCCCCAGCAAGAUUCACCCCCUGUGCUGCUGAUUUUCAGGGACUUGUUGGCAACUUAGCGAGGGUUGCCAUAGCUUUUUUAUGUAGGGUGACCAGAACCGGCUGAAACUGGUUUGAGGCAGAUCAGCUCCUGAACACAAUGCAGUCCCUGAGAGUUACUACAGUGGGAUAGCAGCUUCCUCCCUUCAUGGCAGCCAAAAGCAGAGGCGCUUGCAGGAAGGUGCACCCCAACACGUUAUGUGAAUGCACACUUAGACACCACACGCCUCUGUGUGCGACUCACCCAGCCCUCCACGAGUCUGUGUAGAGAAGAUGGGGGAGAAGUGUGCAGGUUUGCAAGGUCUGAGCUUCCUUGGGCUUUUUCCUGCCUGUUUUCUUCUUUUUUCCUUUUUUCCUUUUGCUGAAGGGAUGGACAAGGAGCUGAGAUUUAUGGCCCUUAUUAAAGGAGAAAAUGUGCCUUGUAGGGUGGGGACACUUGGUUUGUACAGUCUCUCUCUCUCUCUCUCUCUCUCUCUCUCUCUGUGGUUUGGACAGAACCAAACCAAACUGAACUGAUGGAUUUGUAAUGGGAGUUUGUGGGUUGCUGGAGAAUGCUACUUUGCAUGCUUUUUCUUCUCUUGCAGGCUAUGUUGUGCUUUGUGCUUUUCUUUUUAGAAGCUACUAAAGGGUGUUGGGGCACUUCUAUGACGAAGGCCAAAAGGCCUGUGGACUGGGGCUGCUUUUAACCCUUUCAGAUUUGCAGAGAAUGCAGCCGUGUGGCCGUAACUGAACAUUGGUCCAAAGCCCUUCCCAGGGGUCAAGGUUCACAAGGACGCCCGGGCCCCUCGAUGACCAUGGGAGAUAUGAAGACCCCAGACUUCGACGACCUCCUGGCGGCCUUCGACAUCCCGGACAUGGUGGACCCCAAGGCAGCCAUCGAGUCGGGGCACGACGAGCCCGAGGGCCACAUCAAGCCGAGCGCGCCCGCCGAGGACGACGCCCACGCGCCCGCCGCCGCUGCCGACGGCGGCGUCAGCGUCAUCGUCAAGAACGUGCGCAGCCUGGACGCCGCCGAGGGUGCCGACAAGGACGGCCACGCGCCGGCCGGCAAUGGCCUGCACAACGGCUUCCUCAGCGCCGCCGGCCUGGACGGCUACGCCAAGGAUGGCCCCAAGGCGCCCAAGGCCGGGGACGGGCCCGAGGGCGCCCUGCGCGACGCGGCCUUCAGCCAGUUCAGCCCCAUCUCCAGCGCCGAGGAGUUUGACGACGACGAGAAGAUCGAGGUGGACGAUCCCCCGGACAAGGAGGACGCGCGUGGCGGCUUCCGGGCGCAUGUGCUCCCGGGGGCCGCCCCCCACCAGGACUACGACAAGCUCAAGGCCCCGGGCGCGGAGAGCGGCGGCAAGGCCGGCUCGGCCACCGGUGCCGCCGUCGCCCUGACCUCCACCGCGGGCGGCGCCGACAAGGGCAAGGCGGCGAAGAGGGAGGCGGACGUGGGCGGUGGUGCGGCCGCCGGCCUGGCCACCUACGAGCCCUUCAAGGCCCGGAAGACGGAGGAGAAGCUGAAGGAGGGCUCGGAGAAGGGGCCGGAAGCCCGGGCCCACGAGGCCAAGCUGGGCGUGGAGAAGGGCGAGGGGGGGCUGGGCGCCAACCCGCCCCCGCCGCGGGCCAAGCCCUCCUCCAAGCUGUCCUCCUGCAUUGCUGCCAUCGCGGCCCUGAGCGCCAAGAAGGCCGCGUCCGACUCCUGCAGGGAGCCGGCCGCCAGCCCCCAGGAGCCCUCGCCCCUGGCCAAGGACGCCCACGAGAGCCCCCGGGCCGCUGAGAAAUCCCCCGAGGCCCCGAGCCUCAUCGACGGUCCCAGGAAGGGCCCCCCGAAGCCCCCCGACAGCCCCCGCAGCAUCUCCAGCGAGAGCAGCAGCAAGGGGUCCCCCGCUUCGCCCGCCGGCUCCACGCCCGCCAUCCCCAAGGUCCGCAUCAAGACCAUCAAGACGUCCUCGGGCGAGAUCAAGAGGACGGUGACGCGGGUCCUCCCCGACGUGGAGCCGGACGCCGCGGGCAAGAAGCCGCCCGAGCCGCCGGCCGCCGUCAUGGCCUCGGUGACAUCGCUGCUGAACGCGCCCGCCGUCCUGGCGUCCCCGCCGCGGGCCCCGCUGCCCUCGGCCGCCGUGGUCACGGGCACGGUGACGCCGACCGAGCUGACCCCUAAGCAGGUCACCAUCAAGCCGGUGGCCACCGCCUUCCUCCCCGUGUCCGCCGUGAAGACGGCCGGCUCGCAGGUCAUCAACCUGAAGCUGGCCAACAACACGACGGUCAAGGCCACGGUCAUCUCGGCCGCCUCGGUGCAGAGCGCCAGCAGCGCCAUCAUCAAGGCGGCCAACGCCAUCCAGCAGCAGACCGUGGUGGUGCCCGCCUCCAGCCUGGCCAACGCCAAGCUCGUGCCAAAGACCGUGCACCUCGCCAACCUGAACCUCCUGCCUCAGGGCGCCCAGGCCGCCUCCGAGCUGCGCCAGGUGCUGGCCAAGCCACAGCAGCAGCAGAUCAAGCAGGCCAUCAUCAGCGCCGCGGCCGCCGCCGCCGCCGCCCAGCCGCCCAAGAAGGUGUCACGGGUGCAGGUGGUGUCCUCGCUGCAGAGCUCCGUGGUGGAGGCGUUCAACAAGGUGCUGAGCAGCGUCAACCCCGUGCCCCUGUACGUGCCCAACCUCAGCCCGCCCGCCCAGGCGGGCAUCACGCUGCCCGCCCGCGGCUACAAGUGCUUGGAGUGCGGCGAUGCCUUCGCCCUGGAGAAGAGCCUGUCGCAGCACUACGACCGGCGCAGCGUCCGCAUCGAGGUCACCUGCAACCACUGCACCAAGAACCUGGUCUUCUACAACAAGUGCAGCCUCCUGUUCCACGCGCGCGGCCACAAGGAGAAGGGCGUGGUCAUGCAGUGCUCCCACCUCAUCCUCAAGCCCGUGCCCGCCGACCAGAUGACCGUCUCCCCGGCCAGCAGCGCCGCCGCCGCCGCUGCGGCCGCCGCAGCCGCCGGCAACACCCCGCCCAGCGCCAACGUGGUGGUGUCCGUGUCGGCCACGGGCGGGGGGGCGGCGGCGGUGGCGGCGGCGGCCACGGUGACCACGGUGGCCGGCACCGCCCCGGCUGUCCCCGCCUCUGUUGUCGGCGGCGGCGGUGGUGGUGGCGGUGGCGGCGGCGGUGGUGCCGGCAACAGCGGGGGCGCCCCGCACACGGCCCCCAAGAUCCAGUCGGGCAUCACCGGGACGGUCAUCUCAGCUCCAUCCAGCACGCCCAUCGUCCCGGCCAUGCCCCUGGACGAGGACCCGUCCAAGCUGUGCCGGCACAGCCUCAAGUGCUUGGAGUGCAACGAGGUCUUCCAGGACGAGACGGCGCUGGCCACCCACUUCCAGCAGGCGGCCGACGCCGGUGGACAAAAGACUUGCACUGUCUGCCAGAUGCUGCUCCCUAACCAGUGCAGCUUCGCCUCCCACCAGAGAAUCCAUCAGCACAAGUCGCCCUACACGUGCCCCGAGUGCGGGGCCAUCUGCAGGUCGGUGCACUUCCAGACGCACGUCACCAAGAACUGCCUGCACUACACGCGCAGAGUCGGCUUCCGGUGCGUGCACUGCAACGUUGUGUACUCCGACGUGGCCGCCCUCAAGUCCCACAUCCAGGGCUCGCACUGCGAGGUCUUCUACAAGUGCCCCAUCUGUCCCAUGGCGUUCAAGUCGGCCCCCAGCACCCACUCCCACGCCUACACGCAGCACCCGGGCAUCAAGAUUGGAGAGCCCAAAAUCAUCUACAAGUGCUCCAUGUGCGACACCGUGUUCACCCUGCAGACGCUGCUCUACCGCCACUUCGACCAGCACAUCGAGAACCAGAAGGUGUCGGUGUUCAAGUGUCCCGACUGCUCCCUCCUUUACGCGCAGAAGCAGCUCAUGAUGGACCACAUCAAGUCUAUGCACGGCACGCUGAAGAGCAUCGAGGGGCCUCCCAACCUGGGCAUUAACCUGCCUUUCAGCAUCAAGCCCACGACGGCCAACCCGGCGGCUCCCAGCAAGGAGGACGCGCGGCCCGUGAACGGGAAGGAGAAGCCGGAGAAGAAGUCCCCGUCGCCCGUGAAGAAGUCCAUGGAGCCCAAGAAAGUGGCCAGCCCCGGGUGGACGUGCUGGGAGUGUGACCGCCUCUUCACGCAGAGGGACGUCUACAUCUCACACGUGCGCAAAGAGCACGGGAAGCAAAUGAAGAAGCAUCCGUGCCGUCAGUGCGACAAGUCCUUCAGCUCCUCGCACAGCCUGUGUCGCCACAACCGCAUCAAGCACAAAGGCAUCAGGAAAGUUUAUACCUGCUCGCACUGCCCCGACUCCAGGCGCACCUUCACCAAGCGGCUGAUGCUGGAGAAGCACAUCCAGCUCAUGCACGGCAUCAAGGCGCCCGACCUGAAGGAGAUGGCCGAGGCCACCACCGAGGACGACACCGAGACCAAGGAGGACACCAAGGUGCCGAGCCCCAAGCGGAAGCUGGAGGAGCCGGUCCUGGAGUUCCGGCCGCCGCGCGGCGCCAUCACGCAGCCGCUGAAGAAGCUGAAGAUCAACGUGUUCAAGGUGCACAAGUGCGCCGUGUGCGGCUUCACCACCGAGAACCUGCUGCAGUUCCACGAGCACAUCCCGCAGCACAAGUCCGACGGCUCCUCCUACCAGUGCCGCGAGUGCGGCCUGUGCUACACGUCGCACGGCUCGCUCUCCCGCCACCUCUUCAUCGUGCACAAGCUCAAGGAGCCGCAGCCCGUGGCCCGGCAGAACGGGGCGGGCGAGGACAGCCAGCCCGAGCUCGCGGCGGGCCCCGGCGACGACGAGGCGGCGGGCGGCGGCCCGUCGGACAGGAAGUGCAAGGUGUGUGCCAAGACCUUCGAGACGGAGGCGGCCUUAAACGCGCACAUGCGGACCCACGGCAUGGCCUUCAUCAAGUCCAAAAGGGUGAGCUCCGCGGAGAAAUAGCCGCCGCCGCCGCCGUGCCAUCACCCCCCCGCCCCGCCCCGGCACCAGGCAGGUUCUUUCAGACCAAAACCCGCCCGCAGUGUGACGGCGCUGGCGGACCCACCCGGGAUGUCGCGACUCAGCCUCCCCCCCACGGACCUCCUACACCUCAUCGUGUGUAUCCUCAACACUAAGUAUUGAAAAAACCAGUAUUUGAGUUGCAAAAGAGUUUGUAUAUAUUCAAAGGAAUAACUUUUUUAUACUCUUUGUUACAUGUUUGUAUCUGUAUCUAGUGGGAAAUGUUUUUUUAGAUUUAUUUUUGUGAUUUUUUUUGUUUUUGUUUUUGUUUUUGUUUUUUUAACCUUUCCCGGUUAGAAUUUUGCUGUUCUGUUUUGGUGGGUGUUUUGUUCGGCUUUUGUUCUUGUUUUUCAGUGUACCGUUUCUUUCCAAGUUUUUGUUCCACAAGCCGUUUUCUCGAAUCAGAGAAACCAUUUGUCUGUUACAGAUUUGAAUGGGUCAGACUGAAGUACGGGCUCAGCUAAGGCCGGGUUUUUUUGUUGUUGUUGUUUGUUUGUUUGGUUUUUUUUUUUUUUUAAGUGUUUUUAGCAUUCACUUAACUGUCGUAAUCGUGGGUCUCAGAAACACUUAGGGACUUUUUAAGUGUCUUAGCACUCUCCUCAAUGUGCCUGCUCCAGUGCCCUCCGGCACACGGCCGCCCGCGGCCUGCCAUGCCCACCCCAGCCACCGGCAGGUAGUUUGUCCCCACCGACAGCGGGUGGAAACCUCGGCCAAGACCCAAGACUGCAGGCGGACUCACUUACCUCCCUCCUGGAAUGGGAACGAAGGGUGCACGGCCAGGGCCGAGGGCUCCCGGCCGCCACUUGACACCCCACUGCCAGAGCUCCAGGGACGAGCAGCGAAAGGGCUGGACUAUGGGGACAGUCACGACCGGUAGAUUUGUACCGCCACGAUUUUUUCCCUGUCAUUUAUUAACUCACAAAGACGCACCUGAAAAAUAUCAAGUAUUUCUCUAGCUCUUGACAGAAAAAAAAAAAACCAAACAUAUAUAUAUAUACACAUAUACAUGUAUACAUACAUAGGCACAUAUGUAUGUAUGUAUAUGUAUCACAGUUGACUUAACCCUGUGCUGAGGAAAGAGUUGGCGUUUCCUGUUCUGGGUGCUACUGCUAAACGUCCUGGUACUUAAGAGUUGGGGUGUCUGGCCCCCCCUUCCGGCACGGACUUAGCGAUGCGGUCUCGCCGACCCCACACUGAGCCACACCCGAGGUCAGCUCUGUCCUUCCACCGAGAAUGUCCUGUCGCCAUAGCUGUGCUGCGUGGAAGACCAGCAGGGGGACGCUCCUGUCCUGUCCAUGUAUGUAUCGUCCUCUGGAAGACCUCUGUGUUUUGGUUUUCUCGUGUGUGUGUGUGUAUGCGCGUGUGUGUGCGCGUGUGUAAGAGAGAGAGAGAGAGAGUGUGCGUGUGUGUGAGUGCGUGUUAUGUGUGUCUUUUCUUUGCCAUUUUAUAUCUUGUAUUUAUCCCGGAACAUGUUUUGUACUGUUUUUUCUUUUUUUUUUUUUAAGAAAAGAGAUUCUGUUGUGUAUAUAGAGAUACUUGCAUGAUAUACUGUGCUCGCCGUGGCCCCCUCAGAAGCUCCGCCGAGCUCCACCGCGCGCCUCCCUGUACUCAACACAUUUCAGAUGUAAAUAAAGGCGGGACCUCUGGCCCCUGGCCGCCUGUGAGCGAGUCUUUGUCAUCGAGGAGGGUCUCUGGAGGGUCUCUGGCGGCUGCGUGCUGUCGAGGAAGUGAGCGAGAGCCGGGGCCAGGGCCGGUCUCAGCGGCUCCCUCUGUCCGGCGGCACGGUCUGAGGGCGUGGCGGGCUCGGCAUCACUUGGCCGGCGACGCGGUGGCUGACCCUCGUUCUAGUCAAUACCCGUUUUGCUCUUCAGUUUGCGCCCGUAGCACUUUCUCCUCGUCUCUGCAUUGAACCUUGCAAUAAGCCCUGGGGUCUCACGGGCCCGGCUGUGAGCCCUUCUCGGCCUCCUCGCCGGCCGGCGGCCCCGCCGAGUGGAACCCGGCUCCUCCUGCUCUUCACACCAGUGCUCACCUCGUGUGUUUCUGUAUAUAUUGAACAGAUACUCAAGUUAUUCACCAAAUAAAAAGUAUGUGUACAACA